Molecule: messenger RNA, 1493 nt
Organism: Rana temporaria (common frog)
Lineage: Eukaryota; Metazoa; Chordata; Amphibia; Anura; Ranidae
Gene: CCDC25
Product: coiled-coil domain containing 25
Exons: 11
Coding region: 262-885 (207 amino acids)
Source: RefSeq, a predicted model, not a curated record
UGUCAGUGUCAGGAGCGUCGCCUGUUCUCUGUGACCGUUCUGACAGUCUCUGUGGUGAUUUCCGGUGAGGUGAGGAAGUGGUGCGGAGCAGAGGGAGCCGGUGUGGGGAGAGGUGGCCGAAAUAUCGGUAUCGUAUCGGAACCAAAAUCUUGGAGCCAGGACAGCAGCAGCAACCACAUAGACUUUUGGAUAAUCUGGCUCCCUGUACACUGCAAGAGAGAGAACUGCAAUCCAAUUACAUCAUUCAAUCAGGGAGUCACUAUGGUAUUCUACUUUACUAGCAAUGUUGUGUCUCCUCUGUAUACGAUAUAUAUGGGAAAGGACAAGUUUGAAAAUGAAGAUCUUAUAAAGUAUGGCUGGCCAGAGGAUAUAUGGUUUCACGUAGACAAACUCUCCUCUGCCCAUGUUUACCUUCGGCUACAAAAGGGCCAGACGAUAGAUGACAUUCCUAAAGAAGUUCUGACAGACUGUGUGCAGCUAGUAAAAGCCAAUAGCAUUCAAGGCUGCAAGAUGAACAACAUCAAUAUUGUGUACACUCCUUGGAGUAAUUUGAAGAAAACUGCAGACAUGGACGUCGGCCAGAUAGGCUUUCAUCGGCAGAAAGAUGUGAAAUCUGUGACUGUAGACAAGAAAUUUAAUGAGAUUCUAAAUCGCCUGGAAAAGACAAAAGAUGAACGUUCUCCAGACCUGGCAGCAGAGAAGGAAUCGCGAGAUCGGGAGGAGAGAAAUGAGAAAAAGGCUCAGAUUCAGGAGGUAAAGAAGAGAGAGAAGGAAGAGGUGAAGAAGAAGAAAGAGAUGGAGGAUUUGAGGAGUUACUCCUCAUUGAUGAAGUCAGAAAACAUGUCUUCCAAUCAGGAUGGCAAUGACUCUGACGAGUUCAUGUAACGUUGUCCCGUAGCGAUGGGGACCCUUUUUCUCAAUGCAAAAAAAAACAAAAAACGGGAGCCUCUCCGUUAAAUCUCCAUCCAGCGUUUACUUCCAGCUCCAGCCUGAUUCAUCAGCGGUGGCAGACAUGGGAUAGCGGGAACAUCCUCCCACCCUGAAAUGGAUUACGUCUGCUUCUCUAAACCUGUUCUGUUACCUGGAGGAGAUUGAGGAUUUGGAGGAUUAUCCCCCGUCUGUGGAACAAUACUGAGGUAGCCUGCAGGUUCGUUCAGCGUCAGAAUGUCGCUCAAUUCACAAACCCAUCUGUGCUCAGGAAUGGCUGCUGUACAGGAUGGACACUCCGCUCCCGUCGUCGCCACUACACCUAGCUGAGCUGUUUGUUUUAAACUUUUAGUUCUUUCUCUUUGACAACCCUGAAGAUCUCCGAAAAAUAAGGAAAUAUUUUUAUAGCUGUCGUUUGAAUGCACUAUUUUUUUUUUUUUCUUUGGUCACCAGGGAGAACAUCCCUGAAACCUGCAGACAAUGACUCGCCUUUAACUUGCUCCAUGCCAUGCUUGGGUGUAGUCUAUAAGCAAGAUGGGUAUUAAAGUAUUAAUCAUGGAAUAUCA